GCUUCAUAAAAUUAUUAUUAUGUUGAAUAAACAGUGACAUGUUUUAUUUAUUGGUAAUUUAUGACGUGCAAUUGAUGUGGAAUUUACUCCUGUCUUAAUGGUUUCGAAAGCUUACUGUGAAAUAAUUACAAAAGUCUUAUAUUAUAUAAUUCUGUUGUGAAAGUGUUUUUGACAUUAAGGUCACAUGUAUAAUGUUGAUAGAUUAAUACCUCAUCAAAACGGUCAUAACUAAACAAAAACGAGUUUGGUGUAUUGUGACAAACAGAACCUGACAAGAAGAAAUGAGUAAUGCUGCAGGGCCUGUUUUGAAUAAUUUGCCACCUGGUGUAAAUCCUGAAAAUAAUAUACUACCCGGAGGACCUGUUAUAAACCAAAUAAUGAAUCGAAAUAGAAAUAAUAAUCAAAAUCCACUUUUUAAUGUUAGAGAGAGGCUUUUUCAUGCAUUAUUUUUCAAGUUUGCUGUUGCAUAUGCAAGAACUUUUCCAAGACCUGUACGAAGGUUUUUUGAAUUCCUGGUGCUAUUGAAGGCACUUGUUGCUUUCUUUGUUCUUGCUUACAUUCAUAUAGCAUUUUCAAGAACACCAACAACGUGUCUCAAUCAUGUAAAGGACUCUUGGCCUAGAGAUGGCAUACUCCGAGUAGAAAUAUUAAGAAAUCCAUCACAAGAUUAUACUAUUGAACAGAGCUAUGCAAAGGAAAAAAAAUUGAAAAAAGAUAAGGAGGAAUUUAAUUCGGUGUUGGGGAUGUUGGCUACUGAAGGGUUCAUUAACAUAGAGUCAUCAUCUAGCAAUAACAUACAGGAUGAAUAUUUAAGUGAUGGCCAUGAUUAUGGAAACCUAUCAUAUUAUGAAGAACCUACAGAAGAUACAGCAGAUGACCACGUCAUUGAAACGGUCUAUUUAUUGAAGAGCAAGGAUGAUGCAGCAUCUGAUGACCGUGAACCUGACCUGAAUACUACAAUCUACCCUGAGGUAGAUGCAGAACCAUCUACAUCCAUAUGGGAGGGUAUUAUGAGCCUUGUAGAGGAUAUAGAUGGCGAUUCAAAAUUGUUUGAUGAGUCCCUUGAUGAGGCAGCUACUAAUGAUUCCUCAAAAGAUGAAGAUUAUAUACUCGAGUACUCACUUGAAUAUGGCUUUUUACGGCUAUCGCCAAGUGCUCGUUUACGCCUCAAGAUUCCUGUAAAAAUCGUAACUUUAGACCCUCAGAAGGAUGAAUGCUUUGGAGAUACAUUUUCGCGUUUUGUUCUUGAUGAAUUUCUUGGCUACGACGACCUGCUUAUGGCCUCUAUAAAGACCUUGGCCGAGCAAGAGGAUAAUAAAGGUUAUUUGAGGAACGUAAUCACUGGGGAGCAUUACCGCUUUGUCUCCAUGUUAACGGCGCGCAGUUCUUACAUAGCUGCGUUCUUCAUAAUGCUCGUUUUUACUGUUUCCAUUUCGAUGCUGCUUCGAUAUGCGCACCAUCAGAUCUUCGUGUUUAUAGUGGAUUUACUACAAAUGCUCGAGUUCAACGUAACAGUGUCGUUUCCUGCUGCGCCAUUGCUCACCGUUAUACUGGCCUUAGUCGGUAUGGAGGCGAUAAUGUCAGAGUUCUUCAAUGAUACCACCACCGCCUUCUACAUCAUUCUGAUCGUGUGGAUUGCCGAUCAGUAUGAUGCGAUCUGCUGCCAUACAGCCAUCGCCAAACGACAUUGGUUGAGAUUCUUCUACCUAUACCACUUCUCGUUCUACGCAUACCAUUACCGGUUCAACGGCCAAUACAGUAGCUUGGCACUUGUGACAUCGUGGCUCUUUAUACAACAUUCCAUGUUGUACUUCUUCCAUCACUACGAGUUGCCUGUAAUACUACAACAGGCGCAAUUGCAACAACUACUCUUACGUACUCAUCACGGUAUGGGCGGUAUGAUGGGGUUAGCCGGAAUUGCAGCCUUAGCAAGUGGCGCUGCUUACCACGACGCACCCGGGACAGCUACACAAGCUACACCACCCACAACGCAAUCGACAACCCAAACAAUUCAAAAUACUACUCAAUCUACUACUCAGACAUCACCUUCGGUUUCAACAGCACAAACGAAUACUAUAAAUAUGGACGAAGUUAUAUCUUCUAGCACGACUUCUACUGAAACUAACGCGAGUGGUACCAAUACAACUUCAGCUAAUGAAAACUCGGAAAGGGAUUUAACAUCCACUAAUUACAAUGAUGAACUUAGGAAUUCCGAUAAAAGCAACUCUGUAAAUCCGAUUGGCGAAAGUGGAAUUAAGAUCGAGGAAGUCGCUAGAAAAAAAUCUGAUAGUGAUAUCAAAAUCAUAAAAAGCAGCAACUCGGCUACCGACGAUCUUGAAAACACUAAGGAACUUUUUUCUGGCGGAGCUAAUGAUCAAAAAGUUAGCGUCAGCGUGGCUAGUGUUGACGCUUCAACUUUAGACCGUAGACGAAAGCAAAACAUAGACUUAUCGGAUGACGAUCCGCCCCAAUCGAAUAUGGACGGAAUGAGUACGACGAAACUUGCUCCCAGAGCUUCCCCCGAGGCUGACGACUUAGAUUAGAUUCUAAUUAUAUUGAUUAUAUAUUGCUUUGAAUAUGGAUAUUUAGUUUAUAUAUGUAUCUAUUUCAGAUUAGAUAAAAAUAUAAAACCUUGAUCGUAAAAAUAGUAAUUUAUUUACCUAAAAUCUGUUUACAUGGUACUUACUUAAAACAACUUAUCACAAAAUUGUUUAUGUGAAAAUUACAAUAUCUUAACACAGAAUACAAUUUAAUUAUUUCCAAAUAAAUGUAAAAGCAAUUGAUAAAAUUUGUGAUGUUAAAGAAAUUAGGAUUGAUGUAAUUUGCAAUUUUAACACUUAUCUAUUAUACUUGUUGUGUGUGUAACUCUAUAAUUUAUAAAAGUUUCUAUGUAGUAAGAACAAAUAGUUUUCUAAUAUCGUCAGAUGUUAGAUUCUACUUUAUCAUGUGCGUGUUUAUACUGAAUGUUGUUAGACCUGGCCUCCACUUUGACUAAAGUGUUAGAUACACAGCAAAAAUUUGAUAUAUUGUUAAUUUAACAUAACUCGAAUUAAAACAAUCUGUGGGGGCUUAGUGCGGUUGUAAAAUUAUCACCCAAAUUUAUUACUAUAAAAAAAUGACAUGCUUUUGCUUAAAGUAAUAUAUUACGCGAUACUUCUGUUAGGUACACCUGACAAGUGUUUGUACCCAAAUACUUGUCAGGUGUACCUAAAGUUACCAGGAGGGAUAGUAUUUAGUAACAUACUUUUGUGAGACUGAAAUUUUAAAGAAAUAUUUUUGAAAUACUGAUUUAAGCAACUACCAAUAGACCACAGGUCAGUGUUGAUUAGUAUAUUUGCUUUUCAUCAGGAAAGCUUCCCCCAAUUCCUUCUCAUGUAAGACGCGCUUUCCUACACGGCCUCAAGCUAAUUCUACCUGUGCAACGACCCUAGCGACGUAUCUGGUCUAGGACUCCACCAUUAAGCAAGUAUCGACCUCGGAGGGUGAAGAAAGCGGCCGAUAAAAAUACUGAUACGACAUUGUCACCGCGGCCUCAACACCAUUUUAGCGGUGAGGCCUUGCCUGAGUAGCAGGAACCCCCGUAAUGCUUCUGGGGGGAAAGGCUUAUAAGCAUCUACUUCUUAAACAAAUAUUGACCCUUUAUUCAAGUAUGUAAUGUAUGAAGGGUCGAUGCAGAUUAUGUCUAAAUAUACAACCUGUUGUUCGAGCUACCCUCUCUUUCUCGUAUAUUUAUCCGCAUUGUCCUGUCUUAUCUCAUUUGGAAAGAUUGUUUUGUAUAAAUUAAAAAAAUUUAAUGCCAGUCUUCUAAAAGCAUGUUUUUUAUUAUUAUUUUGCAUUAUGGGGCAAUGUUGCAGCCGCAUCAUUUCAGAGGCCAUGAUUUCCUACUUUAACUAUUAUUAACAAUAUGCAGUAGCUUUGUAUCUAACGCGACGCUGCGCGUUAUUCGAAUUGGCGUCCAGCUCUCCGGUUCCAGAAUAUAUUACGCACGUAUCGGCUGUAUAAACUAUUUCUUUGCGUGCCGUUAGUGGCGAUUCUAUGGAUUUACCUAUCGAGUCUAUAAAUGGUGAUUGUAGUAUGUAAGAUGUCACUACCAUUACAUCGUAUUAUGUAAAUAUUUAGGUAAAGAAUUAAUAUUUAUUAGGCACUUAUCGUGUUUUAUCAAGUUUGUAAUUUGUUACUACGAUUAUGCUUAGUGGGUGCGCAGGAAGUUGGCAUACUCUUUUCAAUCAGUGAUUUAGUUCAUUGCAUUAAAUAUUUCGUUUG
Messenger RNA from Parnassius mnemosyne (clouded apollo), 4263 nucleotides. The record is from the annotation of a GenBank genome assembly. Lineage: Eukaryota; Metazoa; Arthropoda; Insecta; Lepidoptera; Papilionidae.